Phlebotomus papatasi is the source of this 1371-nucleotide messenger RNA. RefSeq names its product retinol dehydrogenase 12. NCBI's taxonomy places the organism in Eukaryota, Metazoa, Arthropoda, Insecta, Diptera, Psychodidae. The transcript is spliced from 2 exons. The record is from RefSeq and is a predicted model, not a curated record. The coding region runs from base 304 to 1308 and encodes 334 amino acids.
GUUAGUUGUUUGGUGAGACAGAGCAUACAAAUCACGCGGCAAGAAAAAGUAUAAGUAUUAUCAUAGGAUUCCCAUACACUCUCAAGACAGAAAUUGGGAAAAGAAGAGGUGGAUGCGACUGGGAAUAUUUUCGUGUGGCAGUUGGAUUCCGCACCUUUAAGUCACAUUACACUGUUUCACCUGAAUCAUUCACCAUUGGUGAGUCGUACUUGAUAUAUUGUAGUGGCAGCUUUUAUUGUGGAAAUCAGUGAAGUGACUCUUCUUAAAAAAAAUUAUAUCUAUCAAAUCUUUCGUAGGUUUACUAUGAUUAUUCUUGGAGUUGAUUGGAGUUGCCCAGUGGUCCAGACAAUCACACUCUUAGGAGCUACUGGCGUCGCAUCGGUCAUCUUCCUCGUGAACUUGUACUGUUACUUCACGUGCGGCCAGUGCACAUCGAAAGCAAGAAUGGAGGGCAAGACCGUGAUAGUAACUGGAGCAAAUAGUGGCAUUGGCAAGGAGACUGUCCGAGACCUUGCCAAACGUGGAUGUCGUGUGAUAAUGGCAUGCAGAAAUUUGGAUACGGCAAAGGCCGUUCAAGAGGAAAUAAUCAAAAGUACUGGCAACAACAGUAUCAUCCUCAAAAAAUUGGAUCUGAGCUCUCAGGAAUCAAUCAGGGCUUUUGCAGCUGAUAUCAUCAAGACAGAGCCCAAAUUGCACGUUCUGGUUCACAAUGCUGGUGUUGCAUUGGCAAUUCGUGGAGCAAAGAGUGUCGAUGGUGUUGAAUUAACUAUGGCUACUAAUCACUAUGGACCCUUCCUCCUAACUCACCUCUUGAUCGAUCUGCUGAAGAACACAGCUCCUGCCCGGAUAGUCGUUGUGGCAUCGGAACUAUACAAACUCGCCAGUGUCAAUCUCAAUAAUCUCAAUCCCUUAAAUACCAAACCAGCUGCCUACCUGUAUUACGUGUCCAAGUACGCCAAUAUCUAUUUCACGCGUGAAUUGGCACGGAGGCUCGAGGGAACAGGUGUCACGGCCAAUUGCCUCCAUCCGGGCUUGGUGGACAGUGGCAUUUGGCGCAACGUUCCCUUUCCACUCAACUAUCCCGUGAAGCUCAUCACUCGCGGUUUCUUCAAGACACUCGAACAGGGGGCCCAGACAACAAUUCACCUCACAGUUUCCGAUGAACUCAAGGGAGUCAACGGAAAGUACUACAUGGACUGCAAGGAAGCCACACUUAACAGGGCAGCUCAGGAUAUGGAAAAGGCACGGAAAUUGUGGGAAGAGUCCGCAAAAAUUGUGAAACUCACAAAAGACGACCCGAAAAUCUAAUUAUGCAAAUUUCCUUUUACUUCACCAUGAUAUUUUCUUAUUGAAUAUGAUUUUUUACCAUCA